CUCAGUCUCAGCUAAGCAGCUACUUUAGUCCCCCAGCAUAAGCACAUUCACAGAGUUCUCCACACGCAGAUGUCUCAACCGUCAUGACAAGGCAGCCUGCUACUGUGUGAGCCAGCCAGAGAGCCUCGGACCGAGAGAAACCCAGAGAGAUUCAGAGAGAAUCAGUGAGGAAAAAGGUGGGAGGGAGAUCAGGAGAAAGAAGAGGAGAAGGCAAAACACAUACAUCGCUGCCACUCUGACGUUUCUGCUCAUGAGCCUAAUCUGGUGUGUUUAAGCGCAGGAAGAAGAGAGAAGAACUGAGGAAGGAAAAUUAAUCCUGGGAGCUUGAUUCAUCUCUUUGCUUUAAUUUUCUCUCUUUUUUUAACUCCAUCGCCCAAUGAAUGAAGACGGCUUCUACUAAUAUGGCACAGUAAAAGAAAGGGAUGCUUUGAACGCUACCUCUCUUUCAACAAGGGACAAGAAAGAGGGAGAGGGGGGAGACAGCAUACAGCAGGGACAAAAAUGGGAUUUCUAGGAUGACUUGUUGUCGACUUGGAAGCAUGGAAUACAAGCCUCACGCUGAAGUCUCUGAAUGAGGGGCCGGGCCUGAGGAUGUAAAACCGUAGGGAGAUUUCGGAUGUCGCUCAUGACGCAUCUUCCAUUGCUUUUGAACACCUUGAGCUGCGAACAUCUCUGUUCCCCAAACCGCAGCGUCUACAGUCAAGCUCAAGACAAAGGCUUGUGGCAGUAUCUGACAGCACAGGAGGACAGGAAAACACAGAAGGAGGGGCCUGUUGUUGCUGCUGCUUGAUCAGGGCUUUGGGUGGCCUGUCAGUGCAAGCAGCUGGAGGAAGGGAAACGGGCAAUGGUGAAGAGUCAUAGAGAUCUUCACUGUUAGGCAGCCCAUCAAGCAUGGAGUGUUGCCUUCUCAGCCAUGCAUCAACAGUAGUGCAGUGAUCCAGUUCUGACUGUGGAUAAUCCUGAGCCAAAUAACCAAUCCUUGAGAUGCCGAAGAGAAGAGAUAUUCUUGCCAUCGUGUUGAUUGUGUUACCUUGGACUCUACUCAUCACUGUUUGGCACCAAAGUGCUAUAGCUCCUCUCCUUGCUAUCCAAAAGGCCUGUCACCACCUAGUUAAAGAGAUCUUUAUCAUUCCAGAGAGGCUUGCGGUCCACCACCACCGACUCUCAGAUGAAGGUGCCGAAGGGAAGAGGGAGACUGGUGGUCAGGACUCCAAAGAAUACUGUGCCUCAGAUAAGGACAUUGUGGAAGUGGUGAGGACAGAGUAUGUGUACACACGGCCUCCACCCUGGUCUGAUGUGCUGCCUACAAUUCACAUCAUAACUCCCACAUACACCCGGCCAGUGCAGAAGGCAGAGCUGACCCGGAUCGCAAAUACUUUCCUCCAUGUCCCCAAUUUGCACUGGAUUUUGAUAGAAGACUCACAGAGAAGAACACCUCUUAUCACGAGUCUCCUCCGAGAGACGGGGCUAAACUACACCCACCUCAACGUGGAAACACCCAAGAGCUUUAAGAUACGAGGUGACACCCGUGACCCCAAAAUUCCCAGGGGGACCAUGCAGCGGAAUCUGGCCCUGCGAUGGCUUAGGGAGACCUUCAAAAACAACAGCAGCCAGCCAGGCAUCGUCUACUUUGCAGACGACGACAACGCGUACAGCCUUGAGCUUUUUGAGGAGAUGAGAUCGACUCGGAAAGUUUCGGUGUGGCCUGUGGCCUUUGUGGGCGGCCUGCGCUACGAGUCCCCCAAGGUAAAUGCAGCUGGAAAGGUCUAUGGCUGGAAGGCAGUGUUUGACCCCCACCGGCCCUUUGCCAUCGACAUGGCUGGCUUUGCCAUCAACCUGAAGCUCAUCCUCUCCAAGCCACAGGCAUACUUUAAGCUCCGUGGAGUAAAGGGAGGCUACCAGGAGAGUAGUUUGCUCCGAGAACUUGUAACACUCAGUGACCUGGAGCCUAAAGCUGCCAACUGCACUAAGAUACUCGUUUGGCACACAAGAACAGAGAAACCCAUCCUUGUAAACGAGGGGAAGAAAGGAUUCACGGAUCCAAACAUGGAGAUUUGAUUGUACCUUCCUUAAACUCUGGUGGUUGGCCUUGCAUCUAUAGUGGGGGGAAGCAGUCAAGUUUUUACAGAACUGCAACCAGUACUGAAGUCUUAAUCCUAAGGAAAGAAAAUGAAGGAGUAUGACAGCGGUAAAAAAUCUGACAUUUUUCAAAGGUGGACCAAAAACAUGUCAAAUAUAUCAUAUCAAAGCACAGCAGAGAUAGAAGCAGCAGCCGUUCUUCGAGUGCUGCUGAAGAGCAAAGGAGACGGAUAACUGUCGAGAUUAACAUGGACGGAAAUGACCUGCACCUUCUCUGAGGGGGGUAAAGACAGCACAAUAUGACAAGCAUAUAGCCAGCAGAUUGGACAAAAACAAGCAGGUUUAAAAAAAACUAUCCUUCAUCUUCGAAUAAAAAAGCAAAGGAUCUGAGACAAAUGGACCAGGAUCUGCACAUUGCACACAAAAGGAGCUUCAGGAUGUGGUACACAUCAUCAGUGCUGGAUUUAAAAAAAAUGUUGUUCACUCACAGCAAGGAAGGAAUGUUCUUCUAAUAACUCCAAAUGUUUGCUGUAAUUUAAUUUAACUAGUUUAGGGGUUCUAUGAACAUUUUGAUCUGUUAGUUCAACUGUACGGACUCAUGCCUUCAUUUACUGUUGGGUUGUCAUUGUCAAUUUUACAUCAUCUUUAAAACUCAUACAUCUACAGCAAGCCAUCCAUACACUUACAGAGAAACUCAACCUGGGUUUUAAAACGGAGAAACAUAAAAAUCAAAUAUUUAUCACUCCUUUUAGCACUUAAAUGGGCCUUUGGGGCUUUUCUUUUGAGGCAGGGUUUAUACAUAUUAAACAAAAUGAGAAAAAUCAAAGGACACAGGGAACAUUUUGAUAAAUGCACUGGAAUCAUUGUACUUAUGUGUAAAUGCAAAACUAUUAAAUUCUUGAAACUGAAACACAACAAAGCUCAGUUACUGUCUACAUUCAUCUUAAAGGAGGACUGGUGGAAUGUCUGAGAUUUUAUUAAGAGAACGUUUAGUUUGUGGCACCUUCGAAAACAAGAACCUUUAAUUCAAGAUCAGAUUCACAAAUAUUGAGUCCUACAGAGGCUCAAAAGUGCCAUAUUGAAAUUAAUUCGUUUGAAAUGGAAAGAAAUAAUACCUUGUUAAAUACAUAAUUAAUAAAACAUGUGAUUUUGUGCUGAAGUGCAACAUAAGUUUUGUUUAUCUGUCAGCUUGCCCAUCAGUCCGGGGAAGGAGCUGGCGGGGAUGUUGAAGAUGACUGGUUUGUCCUGUAGGGAAUUAUUCAGGCUAACAUGUGGGCUCUCCUUGGUUAGAUAUUCAUCUCAUUCCUACAAAUCAUGAUGAAUUUCCUCAUUUAAGUGCAUGACUUUCAGACUAGCAUUUUUGAACAUAAACAAAAGAUCUCUCACAGGAGAAAAUAGAUUAAAAACAUGUGGGAACAACUUUUACACAUUAAACAGGAUAAUACCAUCAUAGCAGAACCUUUAUCUUUUGCAUAUGUGUUGAGCAUUUGAUUAUUCUUAGGUUACAACUUUGCCAGGAUAAAUGCUACAGCAACACCACCAGAAAUAGGGUUGAUGUUUGAGAGCUUUUUUAAGCAGUGGCCAGAUAAGAGUCUCUAAUGUUUUUGGGGUAAUAGGAUUUCAGGAGUUUGAAAUGGCUGAAAUAAAUUUUUUUUUCUAAUUAUGCUUCUUAUUUUUUUUUUUGUUAAACAACCUUAUAUAUACCUCUGGAAGUUCAUGUUAUCAAUUGUUAGCUAUUUAUCAAUAGAUUGAUCUGAUUCAGUAUACAUGCUUUUGAAGCCCUUGCUAAAUGUUGUGUCAGUGAUUUUGAAAUACUGCACCUGUUCUAAUUUUUCUAGCCUAAAUAUGGGAUCCUGGUAACAUUUUAAAAUGGGGCCAGGAGGGAAUGACAGAUAUUCAAAAUGGGGCUCUACUAACAGACAGAAAAGCAUAUAAACAUAAAAAUAAUAAAAUAAAUGUCGCUACUCAUCAAAAAUGGUCUUUGGCUAAAUAAAAUCAAUCCACCACUAAAGUCUGAUUGGUAACCACUGUGACAAUUCAGCUCCUACAAUACACUGCAGCACAUGAAAUAUGGAACAAAAUUUCAAAUGGAUAAAUUAUAUGAAUAUUUUUGAAUACAUUUUUCAUAAUUACCAAAAUGCUCCUUUUUAUUUUGACAAUUAUGACUCCUUUCGGGUAAGCACUGUUAAACGUCUGUAUUUAUUUAUUUAUUUAUUUAUUUGGUGGCACUUUUGACCCUCUAUAGUCUAAAUCCUGAUGUUCACUAUCAUUUACAUUCUUUCAGGUAAACAAGGGUUUCGCUUAAUUAAUACUUUAUAUUGUCUGGGCAUAAUGAGUUUGGAUCAGAUAUUGGUUAAAUGUCAUUAACUACGUAUAAAAAUUAAUAAUAAUUAAAGCAGCAUCAGAUACUGAGUCCAAAACAUUUUUUUAAAAAGCAUAAACAUUAAUGCAUGGCCCUGAAAAUGUGAUAUAUGUACAUUUUAGGUGUACAUUCAGCUCUGAAGUCACUGUAGGCAAAAUGAAAAGCACAACAAAAAUAAACCUUUUUUUUUGUCUGGUUGCAAUGUGGACCCAGUAUCUUUAGUACAGCUUGUGGUAUCUGAUGCAUUUUUAUGUAGCUUCAUGUUGAACAUUAACUGGACCACCAAGGAGACUAUCUGCAGCCGUAACGAUAGACAUCAAUAGUAAUCAUGCAGUAUAGCUGAUCAUUUUUACAAAGUUAUUUCACACCUCAUAAUAUAAUGGAAUCUCUCCUCAGCUUGACAGAUCAUCCAUCUGCAAUACCCAGUGGUGGUCCUUAUCUAUCGCUGUCCCACUGCAGAAGCUGGAGAUAAUUUAAACACUGAGCCUCGGUGCUAUUGCCUGACUCCAUCUGUGCAGCCCCCUAACCUAUAAGACAGAAUGCAAUUUUAACUGCUGCACAAUAAAAAAAUAUUACCAAGAUGUUAUACUUAAGCUUAGUCAGAGAAUCCAGGUUAUUAUCCAUUUUACUUGGUACUGAUUAGACAUUCAUGCAGAAAAAUGGCUGUAUCUCUAACUGCAAUGGGCUGCUUUCAUUGACCGCAUGAUGCUACACCGCACAGGUAUUAGCCAUGAAGAUCACCAGCCACCCUCCAGUUAUUUAUUGAGUGUCAAAAUUUUAUAUAUUUAUUUAUAUAUUUAUUUCAAGUUUGGAUGUGCAAUUAAAAAUCACAGCAGUUGAUGUUUUUUAUCCAGCUGCUCUCUAGAAAAGCAUGCUCACACACAGCAUACAUGGAUUAUUAUGUAGAUCGGUAACAGGACGGGGCACUGUUAGGCAUGUUCUACCUGAGUAGAACAUGCCUAAUGAAAGAAUCCACCUAGAAUAUUUGACACUAAAAACAAUUUUCGUAGUCUGACGUGCAGAGAAUCUAUACAAAAUAACAACAAGUGGUUCUACGUUUCUCCCAACCUGUAUACCUUUCAGGGGACACUAAAUACUGUUCUUUCUGAAUGUUGCUUUUGUCAAGGUGCAGGCUGACUAAUGGUACUGCAGUGUACCGAUCGGCAUGUGGUCGGGCUGGUUGAAUACAAUUAUGUGAUGUAAUUGUGUGUGUUGUGUCCUAGAGCAGCAGAACAAUUCAAAGGGCUUUGCCUCGAACACGAUGUUGCAAAAUCUCUUCAUAUAAUCUUUUUUUAAACAGACACUGCAUAAAGCAAUAGUUUACCUAACCAGCAUUCCCACAUCAAACACUGACAUCUCUAAGGCACAAUACACUUUAAACAUAGUCCUUUUAUCAUCUCCACUGUCAUCAUUCGUUCUCAUUCACUUUUAUGCAUGUGAUUCUUAAGGUUGUUUAUUUGUCACAGCAGCUCUCUCAGAAAAAUGUUAGUUGAAUCAAGAGAAAUAAAUAACUGAGAAGAACCUUCUGUAGCCCAGAGUGUUGUUUCCAGAGGAUGAUUUGUUUUUUUUUUUAACCACACUGUAUGUAUUUCUGUUUCAGGAGUCGAUCCCUUUGGGAUGCAGGUUUGAAAAGGAUUACCAAAAUAAAGGCACAUUGACCGUCA
This is a messenger RNA of Girardinichthys multiradiatus, 6105 nucleotides long. It is a transcript of the gene b3gat1a, whose product is annotated as beta-1,3-glucuronyltransferase 1 (glucuronosyltransferase P) a. Gene Ontology annotation, molecular function: galactosylgalactosylxylosylprotein 3-beta-glucuronosyltransferase activity. The transcript is spliced from 9 exons. The record is from RefSeq and is a predicted model, not a curated record. Bases 985 to 2058 code for a protein of 357 amino acids. Gene Ontology annotation, biological process: chondroitin sulfate proteoglycan biosynthetic process; carbohydrate metabolic process. Gene Ontology annotation, cellular component: Golgi membrane. Lineage: Eukaryota; Metazoa; Chordata; Actinopteri; Cyprinodontiformes; Goodeidae.